Schistocerca piceifrons (Central American locust) is the source of this 1578-nucleotide messenger RNA. RefSeq names its product cholinesterase-like. The record is from RefSeq and is a predicted model, not a curated record. NCBI's taxonomy places the organism in Eukaryota, Metazoa, Arthropoda, Insecta, Orthoptera, Acrididae. The coding region runs from base 1 to 1578 and encodes 525 amino acids. The transcript is spliced from 10 exons.
AUGGUCAAGGGUGACGACGUGCUGGUGACAGUGCAGCAGGGCACACUUAGAGGGACCAUGGCCACGAGCGUCUACAACGCGUCCUACACGGCAUUCCUGGGCAUCCCCUAUGCUCAGCCUCCACUCGGGGAGCUGCGCUUCCAGCCUCCGCAAGCUGCCAGCAGCUGGGAGGGCGUGCGCAACGCCACGGAGUACGGCAGCGACUGCGUGCAGGAGACGGGCGAGGGCUCGGAGGACUGCCUCUACCUGAACGUGUACGUGCCAGGGGCGCCGCAGGAGGGCGCCGGGCUGCCCGUGCUCUUCUACGUGCACGGCGGCGGCUUCGUCAGGGGCAGCGGCUCCGACCAGAAGUUUGGACCGGACUUCCUCGUCUCAUAUGGAGUUAUACUGGUCACCAUCAACUACCGCCUUGGGCCGCUAGGCUUCCUAAGCACUGGUGACGAGGUGGUCUCUGGCAACGCGGGACUCAAAGACCAGCUGCUGGGGCUCUCCUGGGUGCAGAGCAACAUCGCGCGCUUUGGUGGUGAUCCUCAGCGUGUGACGCUGGACGGACGCAGCGCAGGUGGCAUGUCCGUCUCCUUACAUCUCAUCUCACCUCUGACUGCAGGUUUCUUCUCGCAGCUGAUAGACCAGAGCGGCACCUUCGUUGGUGGCAUGUCCGUGGUGCAAGAUCCUGGGUACCACGCCUUCAGACUGGGUUCUGUCCUCGGCUACGAAGCGGAAAACUCGCAGCAGCUGGUGCAGUUCUUACGCUCUGUCAACACCACUGACCUCCUAGUGGAUAAGUCGCUCUUAAUGACGGAUGAGCAAAAACUGUACAUGGGUUACGGCGUUUGGGCACCCACUAUCGAACCGGACAUCGAAGGUGCUUUCAUCACAGAGUCACCAAUUCGAACACUGAAUGCGGGCACUUUCAACAAAGUGCCCAUCAUGAUUGGGGUUACGUCUGCUGAAACUGGGGCCAAUAUUCUGAAUGACUCAGUCAAGGUUAGCAACCUCAACGAAAAUUUUGAAGCAGUGGUGGGACCAUGCCUCCAUCUACAAACGACGGAUGAGCAGACGCAAGCAGCACUUAAACUUAAGAAUUUCUAUUUUGGCAACGAAACCAUCAGCCUAGAUAAUCCUGAACCUUUGGUCCACCUUAGUCAAGACAUGAGUUUCUUCAACCCCACCGACGCACUCGUCAGAAGAAUAGUGGAAGUUACUGAUCUGACAGUCUACUACUACGAGUUCGACUAUCGCGGGGUGAACGUACCCAAGAACGAAUGGGGUGUUGAACACGAAGGAGAACAAGGAUUCCUCUUCCUCCGUUAUAAUGGUGACACUAAUUAUAACUUGGACCCACAAUCCGAAGAGGAUCAAGUACGGAGGAAUAUGCUGCGCCUGUGGACCAACUUCGUAAAAUACGGGAAUCCAACCCCUGAGGCGGAUCCCGUGGUGUGGGAGCCGUACGACCUGAGCAGCCGCAGCUACCUGCUGAUGCAGGCCAACUUCUCGCUCGCACACGACAGGCUUGGCGAGCGCAUGGAUUUCUGGAACGAGAACGUACCGCUAGAACCAUAUCCUGGGACCUACUGA